Tachysurus vachellii is the source of this 6161-nucleotide messenger RNA. RefSeq names its product protein zer-1 homolog. NCBI's taxonomy places the organism in Eukaryota, Metazoa, Chordata, Actinopteri, Siluriformes, Bagridae. The coding region runs from base 293 to 2596 and encodes 767 amino acids. The record is from RefSeq and is a predicted model, not a curated record. The transcript is spliced from 16 exons. Gene Ontology annotation, molecular function: protein binding. Gene Ontology annotation, cellular component: Cul2-RING ubiquitin ligase complex.
GUUUUGUUGUCAUCAGGACGAGAGACGUUGAGAGGAAAACAAUCCCCCAAAGAUCAAAGAGUUUUUCAGCAAAGUAAACAAACAGAACCUAAAUUUCCGCCGACGAAAUAAAAGUUAAAGCCGAAUUCUGGUGAAAUCCCUGCUUUCCUGUCCGUGUCAUGAUCGUAGGAAGGAACCUGAUUGGCCCUUAGUAAUGAUUAUAUGUAUUUAUGAUGCCUGAGAUCUGAGCACACUGUUCGCUUUCCUCCAUCAGCUUGGUGUUUGACCUCUGACUCUGAAAGGGUGCAUCACCAUGGCAACCAAAGCAGGGGAUGAUCCAGAGAGCCUCAUGUCUCAGUGCACCGUGUUCUGUCUGAAGAACCUCAGAAGAACCAUGUGCUACAUGGGCGAGAGGAACCAACUGUGCCUGCGUCCAGACAUCUUCUUACCCAGUGAGAUCUGUGACAAGCUUGUUCACAUGUACGUGGAGCUGGUGCAAACAGACACCGAGUUUGAGCCUCAGGAUGGGUUUUUUCAGCUCUUCAGCAACCCGCACAGCACCCGACUGAGCCGACUGCACCUCAGAGAGGACGUCGUACGAGACCGAGACCUCAAGGCCAUCAGCAAGCAGGAUCUGAUGGAGCUCCACUUGACGUGCUGUAAUCAUCUCAGCAACCGAAGCCUUUGCACUCUGCGCAAAUUCCGCCACACACUCGUGUCCCUCAGUCUCUUCGGCUGCUCCAGCAUCUUCUUCCCCAAGUCCUCCACUGAGGACGACGAGGAUGAUGAUGAGGACGAUGAAGAGUUAUGUGACGGCACUGACUUCUCCUUCCAGGGCUUCAGAAAGCUGUGCAUGUUGAACGUUGGCCAUCUGCCAGUAAAUGUGGACCCUGAAAGACUGCUGAAGCCAGUAGACACUCUCAGAGUGCUGGACCUGUCCUCAACGCACCUGCCCCGCCCCUCCUUCCUCACAAAGUGGAGGGAGCAGCUAGCCGCCCUCGUGCUCUACAACGUGGACGUGAACGAGGAGCUCAUCACCACCGUCCUGCAAAUGAGCCGACUGAGGCACUUAGAUAUCUCACGUGAAGGUCAGCGCUCCUCCAAGUUCAAACUGACAAGGAAGAUCCUGACAAACACUGUACAGAGUUUAGGGAACCUCGUCUCCCUGGACAUCUCGGGACACGUCAUGCUGGACAACUGCACCGUGCCGUACAUGGAGGAGGCCAUGGGACCACCAAGCACCGAUCCCUGUAAGAGCAGUAUCUACCCGUUCCAGAGCUUAAAGAGGCCUCUGCAGUUUCUGGGUCUUUAUAACACUACACUGUGUAACGUCAAACACAUCCCGGCCUUUAAGGUGACCGGCUCUAAGAAUGAAGAGCAGGUUCUCAACGCUAUUGAAGCUUACACUGAACAUCGUCCUGAACUCGCACACAGGGCCAUAAACCAGCUGUUUGACUUUGUCCGGAUACAACACUGUAAUAAUCUGGUCCGAGCAGUGCAGUUGGUGAUUGCAGCACUGAAUUGUCAUAAGUAUGAUAAGAGUGUCCAGGUAACGGGCAGCGCCGCUCUCUUCUACCUGACCGGUACAGAGUACCGGAAUCACCAAAGUGUUAAGAUGCGCAGGCAGGUCAUCGAGGUCGUACUCAAUGGCAUGGAGCAGUACCAGGAGGUUACGGUUCAGAGGAAUUGCUGUCUGACUCUGUGUAAUUUUAAUAUUCCUGAUGAGUUAGAGUUUCAGUAUCACCGCGUCAACCUGUUGCUGUUAAAGAUCCUGGAACCGGUGCGUCAGGACGAGUCCAUUCAGCGCAUUGCUGUGCACCUGUGCAAUGCCCUCGUCUGCCAGGUGGACAACGACCACAAGGAGGCGGUCGGCAAGAUGGGCUUCGUCAAGACCAUGUUGAAUUUAAUACAGAAGAAGCUGAAUGACAGACUGUGUGAUCAGGUGAUGGAGUUCUCAUGGAGUGCGUUGUGGAACAUCACAGAUGAAACGCCAGAUAACUGCCAGAUGUUCCUCAACUGCAGUGGCAUGAACCUGUGCCUGGAUUGUUUAAAGGAGUUUCCAGAUAAACAGGAGCUGCACCGUAACAUGCUGGGUCUGCUGGGUAACGUGGCCGAGGUGAAGGAGCUCCGACCUCAGCUUCUCACCAGCCAGUUCGUCACCGUCUUCAGUACUCUGUUGGGGAGCAAAGCGGACGGGAUCGAGGUGUCGUAUAACGCCUGUGGGGUUCUGGCACAUAUCAUGUUUGACGGGCCUGAAGUGUGGACUGUGGAGAACCCUAACAGAGAGAUGGUCAUGGACAAAAUGUGGGACGCCAUCCAGAGCUGGGACGUCACGUCACGGCGCAACAUCAACUACAGGUCAUUUGAACCUAUUCUGCGUCUCCUCCCUCAGAGUAUAUCACCUGUCAGUCAGCACUGGGCCACCUGGGCUCUUUACAACCUGGUCUCUGUGUACCCAAACAAAUACUGUCCAUUAUUAAUAAAAGAAGGAGGAAUUGUGUUGUUGAAGAAAGUUCUGGAACUGGAGUCUUCUCACCAGGACACAAAGACCAUGGCACGCAAGGUGAUGGAGCAGUGUGAGAAUUUUAAGGAGGAUCCGAUGGACACCAGCAGGUAAAAGGUGCAGAGCAGGAAAUCUCGCCUCAGCAUCUGGUCCACCUUAAAACACACCAGAACAACACAGCUAAUGGGAUCUAAAGAAAGGAAUCUAACGCACAACGCUCACAUCUGUUCCAUGUCAUUCAGGAUUCUUCAGUCUCCUCUGCUGUGUGUGUGUGUGUGUGUGUGUGUGUGUGUGUGUGUGUGUGUGUGUGUGUGUGUGUGUGUGUGUGUGUUGGACUCAAAGGGUAAAGAUGGACCCUCAUCCUCACAAAUACACACUCCUGUGAAAAUUAAAAUGACACUAACUUAAAGGGGAGAUGCUUCCACAGGAGUGUGUGUGUGUGUGUGGCACAUGAUUAACAGUGUUUGUAUCAUUUAUUAGUGUGUGUCUGUGUGUGUUUCUGUGUGUGGAACAAAGCCAGGGGAAAGUUCUCAUCUUUUUGACUGAGCACAAAACAAGGCUGGAAAGAAACUGACUUUCUGUGUGUGUGAGACAGAGAAUGUGUGUGUGUGUGUGUGUGUGUGUGUCUGUGUGUGUGUGAGACAAAGAAUGUGAGUGUGUAAGAGAGACAGAGAGAAAAAGCUUCACUAGAUUGUCUUUUAUGCUCUGACAUCAUAACUCAUGGACUUUCUGGAAUGAGGUCACACACCACGUCACAAUCUCUGGUCAGUGAGGACAAUUUAUGGCUUGAACACACACACACACACACACACACACACACACACAUUUACAGACUCUUAUCCAGAGCGAUGUACAAGACUGCUUAAGUCUUUAUCAUUGGAUACAUUAACUCUGGUUCACUAGGUUACGUACUUAAAGGUGCAGUGCACGAUGUUUGAAAGCCAAUGUUGACAAUUGAAAUCACCAAAACAAACACGCCCCUAACCCAAAUGGGUGUCACCCCUGUAUUGACAGCUCUGCCCGUAACCCCGGCAACUAUUAUGGCGGAACCUGCUGGGGCAGCUGGCUGAGGGGAUAUUUUUAUCAAUAAAUCAUCUCGAUGAGUAAUACUAUGGUAAUACAAAUGUGUUUUUGUAGUACUGUGUGUUAAAAGGUUUAGCUCCGUUUCAUGCAGACGGCGACGUUCAACACCUAGAGCCCGAGGCAGAGGUAACGGCAGGUAUCCGUUAUGUCAAUGUUUCAAUCGCUUCCGCGUUAAUGUCACACACAUGCACUGAACGAUCUCUCUGCCACAUAUCGACAAGACACGCCCCUUUCUGCUCAUUGGCUACACGUUUGUCGGCCCGACUCGGUUUUCUGAAUCAUUUCUCAAACAACGUGCACUCCACCUUUAAUUCUACUCUUUAGCUUUAGAUCACAGGACUACAGGAUUAUUCCUCACACCUCUCCUGUUUUCUAGAAUUCCUUUUUAUUUAUUUAUAUUACAUCGAAUAAGCAGGCUCGAGUCUUUGUGAUUUUAAUACAGUUUUUUAUUUACUCACUACGUUGUCAUGCCAACAAUCAGGUCAGUAAGACGUCACUGCUUUUACAGAAAACAAAACAGUACAAGUAAAGUUCUCCUUACGUAUUAAACCAGUAGAUAAUUGUUUACAAUCACUGUGUUUUCUCGAAUAUGAACAAACCAACCACCUGCCCAUUGGAUCCACUCCCUUCCACAAGCAUACAACAAUUUCCUGUAAACUGCUAUACAGUAUAAUACAGCAAACCAUUUUACAAUUACCAACAUUUUUACAGGAUUUUAUUGGCAACUUUUUUGCCAGGUAAUUCCUAUAAUUUCUACAGUUUUUUUUUUUUUAAUACAGUGUAGUUCAAGACCUGGCAACCAUGAACUACCUGCUAUGAAACAAUGGUACAACUUCUCUCAUGAUGUCAGUGCACCAGUUUAAACCACGAUCUGUGCUGUACAUGUUUGCCACUUCACCUCUGACCUCAAACCGCUUCUUUUCUGUCUGUUUAUUACUGAUCCAUUUCUCUUUUUCCAUUUCGUCUGCUGCUGCUGCUUUAUACUGAAUUAUCCAAAUUGGAAAUCAACAAAGAGUAGAGAGUAAAAUGUGAGUUUUAUACGAACAACAUGGUGCUUCAUGCACGAGAACAUCAGAAAUCCUUCUGUUUAAAUAAAGAAUUUGAAUUUGUAAGAUUUUGUAUAAAUAUGACUCACCAUCACGAUAUCGUCAAGGGCCUUUUCUUUCUCUUUUAUUUCCUCACUAUCACCUUCAUACACAGCCAGCACAAACUCCACUGACUCUUUUACUGCCCCGAUGACAGGAACUAUGUCCAUGAAUCCAAUCCACACGGUGCUGUUGCCUUCAUCCUUGCCCUCCGUCUGUAGAACCCCGACUCCAGCCAUGUUCUCAGAGAACUACACUAGGUUACGUUUGUAACCCGGUUUCCAGAGAAGUUCAGUUCUCUCCAGCGCUGGAAAGCUGAUCCUAAAUCAGAUCAUAAAUUAGAAGUGUUACCACAUGCACAGAUAAUUUGAUGACCCCCCCACACACUCACUCCCCCUGAAAUAAAAAACCUCUAUAAAAUAAUGUUUAUUACAAUUAUUAAGUUUGUUUAUUACAUUUCAUUUUUCAAAUUUGUAUUACCUUCAUGCAUGUCUGCUUAUGACCAAACAAAAUGUUUAUUUAUGUUUGUAUAUGAUAUAGUUUAUAUAAAUUCCCCUAUAUUUCCAAUUAAUUCCCAUAAAUUCCCGUAAAGUUUCCAAUUUUGAAUAUUUCCAAAAUUCCCCAGAUUAAGUUCCUGUGGAAAGUUUACGGAAAUUUACCAGAAACUUUCAGCCCCUUUGCAACCCUAUUUAAAACAGCCUCAUGCAGCGCUUUGCUAAAUUCACCGUACAGUAUGGCGUCCGCUGUAGCGGCACAAUGAUCAAGGAGCUGAGUGGGGAGCAAUAAAGUCGUGACACAUUAAUCAUCCUUGCAGUUUGCUGUUUAUUCUCCAUCCAUUUGAAGAUAGUUUCUAUAUAGCAAUGUAUAACACUGAUUUGCUCAAGUUCAACAAUACUGCUUCUCAAUGAAUAUAUUAUUCUUAUACUGUGAUUAUACGGUCAACCAAAAAAUAUGUGCUCCUACACUCACCCCCAUGCUUCCGGAGCUACACAAAGGUGUUUUAACCUUACGUAAUUACUGACACCCCCAUUCUCCCACGGUCACAUGACGUACACUUAACAUGGCUCCUACAUCCGCAUUCACGUAGACGUCAUCAGAAUCAAAGCGAGCCACAUGUUUGUCUGAUUAUCAUCUUCUGUAUCGGGGGAAAGUGUGUGUUCACCUCAUUUAUUUAGUGUUUUCUCUUUCAACUCGUAUCCUCGAAGGGACUGAAUAUUAGAUUUCUCUAUAAAUUCACACAGCACCUUCGAAUGAAAUUUGAUGUGGAUGGAUGGAUGGAUGUUUGAGCAGAUUUGGGGAAAACUGUAUUUUUAUACUAUGCACUAUGGGCAUGGAAUAACUUGCAAAAAAGAUCUUAAAUUAGAAAUGUGUAUAUCAAUAAAUACAUUUAAGACCAUCAUAAAAAAUGUGGUAAAGGAGACAUGUAGUUGUUUUUCUUGAGAGGUCCUUGUAUUUGCAUGAUUGUAUGUAUGUAUGUUUUUAAUAUGUUGUGUUUAUGUACGGCUGCUAAC